This is a messenger RNA of Dipodomys spectabilis (banner-tailed kangaroo rat), 3331 nucleotides long. It is a transcript of the gene Acbd3, whose product is annotated as acyl-CoA binding domain containing 3. Gene Ontology annotation, molecular function: fatty-acyl-CoA binding. Lineage: Eukaryota; Metazoa; Chordata; Mammalia; Rodentia; Heteromyidae. Gene Ontology annotation, cellular component: Golgi membrane. The record is from RefSeq and is a predicted model, not a curated record. The transcript has 8 exons. The coding region runs from base 56 to 1642 and encodes 528 amino acids.
GGAAGUCGAUACGUGGCCGCCGCCUGUCCCCGCGAAGGAGGCGCAGCAGCCGGAGAUGGCGGCGGUGCUGAGCGCGGAGCGGCUCGAGGUGUCGGUAGACGGCCUCACGCUGAGCCCCGACCCCGAGGAGCGGCCCGGCGCGGAGGGCGCCCCGCUGCCGCCGCCCCCGCGGCCGCCGCCCUCGCCGCCCGGAGCCGGCCGGGGCCCGGGCGCCGCGGGGCCGCAGCCCGAGCCGGGGGAGGCGGCGGCCGGGGGCGCGGCGGCCGAGGCGCGGCGGCUGGAGCAACGCUGGGGCUUCGGCCUAGAGGAGCUGUACGGCCUGGCGCUGCGCUUCUUCAAAGAGAAAGAUGGCAAAGCCUUUCAUCCGACUUACGAAGAAAAGCUGAAGCUUGUGGCACUGCAUAAGCAGGUUCUUUUGGGUCCAUACAAUCCAGACACUUGUCCCGAGGUUGGAUUCUUUGAUGUGUUGGGAAAUGACAGGAGGAGAGAAUGGGCAGCUCUGGGAAGCUUGUCCAAAGAGGAUGCCAUGGUAGAGUUUGUCAAGCUCUUAAAUAUGUGUUGCCAUCUGUUUUCAACAUAUGUUACAUCCCACAAAAUAGAGAAGGAAGAGCAAGAAAAAAAAAGGAAGGAAGAGGAAGAGCGGAGGCGCCGUGAGGAGGAAGAAAAAGAGCGUCUUCAAAAGGAGGAAGAGCGACGGAGGCGGGAAGAAGAGGAGAGGCUGAGGCGGGAGGAAGAAGAGAGGCGGCGAACAGAAGAGGAGCGGCUUCGGUUGGAGCAGCAAAAGCAGCAGAUAAUGGCAGCCCUGAACUCGCAGACUGCCGUGCAGUUCCAGCAGUAUGCAGCCCAGCAGUACCCAGGGAACUACGAACAGCAGCAAAUUCUCAUCCGCCAGCUUCAGGAGCAGCACUACCAGCAGUACAUGCAGCAGCUGUACCAAGUCCAGCUUGCACAGCAGCAGGCCGCAUUACAGAAACAACAGGAAGUAGUAGUGGCUGGGUCCUCUUUACCUACAUCCUCAAAAGUGAAUGCAGCUGUAGCAAGUGAUAUGCUGUCAGUUAAUGGACAGGCCAAAACCCACACUGACAACUCUGAGAAAGAACUUGAGCCAGAAACUGCAGAAGAAGCCCUGGAGAAUGGACCAAAAGAAUCUUUUCCAGUGAUUGCAGCCCCAUCCAUGUGGACACGACCACAAAUCAAAGACUUUAAAGAGAAGAUUCGGCAGGAUGCGGACUCUGUGAUCACCGUGGGCCGAGGGGAAGUGGUCACUGUCCGGGUCCCCACCCAUGAGGAAGGAUCCUAUCUCUUCUGGGAAUUUGCUACAGACAGUUAUGACAUUGGGUUUGGGGUGUAUUUUGAAUGGACAGACUCUCCAAACACUGCGGUCAGCGUGCACGUCAGUGAGUCCAGUGAUGAUGAGGAAGAGGAGGAAGAAAACAUCACCUGUGAAGAGAAAGCCAAAAAGCAUGGCAGCAAGCCCGUGUUGGACGAGAUCGUGCCUGUGUACCGACGGGACUGUCACGAGGAGGUCUACGCUGGCAGCCACCAGUACCCAGGGAGAGGCGUCUACCUCCUCAAGUUUGACAACUCCUACUCCUUGUGGAGGUCCAAAUCCGUCUACUACAGAGUCUAUUAUACUAGAUAAAGAUGGUGUUACAGAGUGGAGUCUAGGCUUGGGCGAAGAUGGCAUUUACUUUCUUUUGGCUUUGGUGGAACACUGGAGUUGUGUUUCUCCUAUUCUUUUUGGUCUGAUGGUAUGAACUCUUGUUGAGAGUCAGGAUUUUCUUGAGACUCUUUAAGCAGUAAUGCUCAGGGGCUAGAGGGUCCCUCUGACUCAUUAGUCCCUGGGUGCUGACCAGCAUAUGCACUAGUGGAUGCUUAAGUUACAGGAGCCCCGUGUGAGAUACUCAGUCACCAGAAUACACUUGGCCAGCGCUGGCUGACUGGCUGGCGGUUUACGCGCUGCCUGCCCGUGUGUCCCCCAGGGCCCAUAGCUGCAGCGCUGUCUAGGUUGACAUGCUUGUUGGUAGUCAACACCCUGUGCAGGGGCGGGGAUCAAACUCAAGACCUCACACAGUGUACUGGAGAGACAGACAGUGCCUCAGUCUUGUUCUGAACCACCCAGGUUAUUUUUGCUUUGAGGCAGCUGUCGAGUUACAUACAUUACAGAGAAUUACUUUCAGAGAUUGUCUUAAACUUAGAAUACCCAAACCCAGUAGAUAAUGGGAGUUUGUGGACACAUAGAACACCUCAGACCUCUUCCUUGCAAGUCUCCACCAGCUCAGGCCUUUUCAUUCAUAUCACACUGCAGUCAAAGCAAAACACGACAGCUCAGAUGGAAAGUUUUCCUCACCAAGUGUACAGUUAGGGUUUUGUACACACAAAGUAGCACCUACUAAAUUAAAAGCUGUAAAAUCAUUUCCGUGUGAUUUGUCUUUGGGGAGUGCCAGAGCGGUGGCAGCGACCACAUUGCCCUUGCUCCCGAGGUGGAGCUCCCCACCAGCCCAGCAGGAAGCAUUAGCAAUGGAAAAGCGUACACCUGUGCUCAGACUGUAGAGCUUUAAUCUGUAGCAUGUCUUCACUGACGGGAAGAGGUGCAUCUUUUGUGUUUAUAUUUUUACUGAAAACAAACAUGGAUUAAUUGCUUCAAAUUUGUGUAAGUGGUAAGUUUAGAAAAGGAGGGUGAUGUGGAUGGAAAAUGACAGACGGCUGUGUGCACUUAGCAUUGUUAUUUUGUGUUACUGAAAGACUUAAGAGUUUUACAUUUUCAAAUUGGAAGUAACUUCUUUAGGAACAAAUUGACCGGCUACUUGUACACAGCUCACCACGUACUGGCUGUUUGACUUUUGUAUGCUGCAUUUAUGUUUGUUUUUUUUUCUAAUAACCUGGGUUUUUGUACGUAUCUGUUUUCUUUGUUCAGAAACUGAAUUAUUUUCUCCCAAGUAGUGCUUAAUUUGUGUUUUUGAUUCUGAUUUAGUCCUGGUCCUGGUGUCCACCCUGUUACAUCUAACACCUUCGUUGAGCCGCCCACAGCUCUCUGCAUACAGUGUAACAGAGUUAGGUACUUCCUGACUUCUCUUUUAAAAGAGAAAAACACUGUAUUUAAAAUGUAAAAUAAACUUUUGAAAAGCAGGCACUAAUACAUAUUUCUUGCAGCCUUUGAUCAUACUUUUCCUUGCGUGUGUGGGGAGCAUCGCCUGUCACGUGUUCAUGUCUGAACACGUUUGAUUUUAAAUUUCUCAUUGCCUUUGGCUGUUGAUUAGUACAGUACAAGUGCUAUUUCGAAAAGAUCUUGAAAGUAAUAUAUUUAACCAAUUAAAGUGUUCCUCUGUGA